Molecule: messenger RNA, 2788 nt
Organism: Vombatus ursinus (common wombat)
Lineage: Eukaryota; Metazoa; Chordata; Mammalia; Diprotodontia; Vombatidae
Gene: INTS9
Product: integrator complex subunit 9
Exons: 17
Coding region: 127-2103 (658 amino acids)
Biological process (GO): snRNA processing
Cellular component (GO): integrator complex
Source: RefSeq, a predicted model, not a curated record
GGAGUUCGGGAAAAGACUCGCUAUUCCGUCAUGCUCUAGGACGUCUGGCGGCGGCGGUUUAGCCGGAAGUCCUUUUCAGGGAGUGAGGGAGUCCUGCCGUACACAUAUAACAGCGAAGAUUUCAGUAUGAAGCUGUACUGUUUAUCAGGACACCCGACUCUACCAUGUAAUGUGCUCAAAUUCAAAUCUACUACCAUCAUGUUAGAUUGUGGGCUGGAUAUGACUUCGACACUCAAUUUUCUUCCCUUACCAUUGGUUCAGAGUCCUAGGCUGUCUAAUCUUCCUGGCUGGGCUUUAAAGGAUGGAAAUACUUUCUUGGACAAGGAACUGAAGGAAUGUUCAGGUCAUGUAUUUGUGGAUUCUGUGCCCGAGUUCUGUUUACCAGAGACCGAGCUAAUAGAUCUGUCUACAGUAGAUGUGAUCCUCAUUUCAAACUAUCACUGCAUGAUGGCGUUACCUUACAUCACUGAGCACACCGGUUUUACUGGUACAGUGUAUGCUACAGAACCUACUGUGCAAAUUGGCAGGCUUCUUAUGGAAGAGUUGGUGAAUUUCAUUGAACGAGUGCCAAAGGCUCAGUCUGCCUCCUUGUGGAAGAAUAAGGAAGUGCAAAGACUGUUGCCUGCUCCCCUCAAGGAUGCAGUGGAAGUUUCAACGUGGAGAAGGUGCUACACGACGCAAGAAGUGAACUCUGCUCUCAGUAAAAUCCAGCUUGUGGGCUAUUCUCAGAAAAUUGAGCUUUUCGGUGCAGUGCAGGUGACUCCCCUUAGCUCUGGCUAUGCACUUGGAAGUUCCAACUGGAUUAUUCAGUCGCAUUAUGAGAAGGUGUCCUAUGUCUCUGGAUCUUCCUUGCUUACUACACACCCCCAGCCCAUGGACCAAGCCUCUCUCAAAAACAGUGAUGUCCUCAUUCUGACAGGACUCACCCAGAUUCCAACAGCAAAUCCUGAUGGCAUGGUAGGAGAAUUUUGCAGCAAUUUGGCUCUGACAGUGCGGAAUGGUGGUAAUGUACUGGUCCCCUGCUACCCAUCUGGAGUGAUCUAUGACCUCUUGGAAUGCCUCUAUCAGUACAUCGACUCAGCCGGCCUUUCAAACAUCCCUUUCUACUUCAUCUCUCCUGUUGCCAACAGCUCACUUGAGUUUGCCCAGAUUUUUGCUGAAUGGCUUUGUCACAACAAACAGACCAAGGUGUAUCUCCCAGAACCCCCUUUUCCUCACGCAGAGCUCAUUCAGACCAACAAACUGAAGCACUAUCCCAGUAUCCAUGGAGACUUCAGCAAUGAUUUUAAACAGCCAUGUGUAGUUUUCACUGGUCAUCCCUCCCUCCGAUUUGGAGAUGUUGUACAUUUCAUGGAACUUUGGGGAAAAUCUAGUCUCAACACUGUUAUAUUCACAGAACCUGACUUCUCAUACCUAGAUGCACUGGCUCCCUACCAACCUUUGGCCAUGAAAUGUAUCUACUGUCCUAUCGAUACGAGGCUCAAUUUCAUUCAGGUGUCAAAGCUGCUCAAGGAAGUACAGCCCCUCAAUGUGGUUUGUCCUGAGCAAUAUACCCAACCUCCGCCUGCCCAGUCCCAUCGGAUGGACCUCAUGAUCGAUUGCCAGCCCCCUGCGAUGUCCUAUCGCCGGGCCGAGGUACUUGCCCUGCCCUUUAAACGCCGCUAUGAGAAGAUCGAAAUCAUGCCUGAGCUUGCAGAUUCAUUGGUGCCCCUGGAGAUUAAGCCUGGCAUUUCCUUAGCAACUGUUUCCGCCGUGCUGCAUACUAAAGAUAACAAGCAUGUUCUUCAGGCUCCUCCUAGGCCCAGCCAGCCCCAAGCCAGCAAGAAGAGAAAGCGAGUGAGUGAUGACAUCCCAGAUUGUAAACUUCUGAAGCCCCUCCUAAGUGGCUCCAUCCCUGUGGACCAAUUUGUUCAGACUUUGGAGAAGCAUGGCUUCAGUGAUGUGAAAGUGGAGGACACAGCUAAAGGACACAUCGUCCUCCUCCAGGAGGCCGAGACCCUUAUCCAGAUUGAAGAAGAUUCAACCCAUAUCAUCUGUGACAACGAUGAGAUGCUCAGGGUUCGACUUCGGGACCUCGUGCUCAAAUUCCUACAGAAAUUCUAAAUUAAGAGGGUUGCACUAGAUUACCUCUAAGGUCACUCCCAGCUCUAGGAUUAUGUGAAAACUCAGAUCUUUUCUGCCUUGGUGAGUCAACAGCAUGGCUUCCAACAUGGGGAGAGUUUAGAAAAGCAAGCGGUGGCCAGGCACAGGGAAUCCCUGAUCCCAUACCACUUUGUUGUUUAUGCCACAUGGCUCAGAAAUCACUGCAGAGUCUGCGUGCCGUCUUUCUCUAUGGUUUUUAAGAUGGUCCUCUUUUAUUCUCAGAUCUGGACUUGGCUUGAGUACUAAGGAAAAUGGAUGUUCUUGAGAGAAAUAGUCUGGGUUUAAUGCAUAGAAAUAGAUCUCGCUGGAUUUCUACCACUGCCUCAGGGAGAUACCUUUGGUUAAAUUCUAGACUUUUCUUUCGACUUUGAGUCUCCAAGUAAUCCAAGCAUAAGGCAACAGGUUGUUCAUUGGUUGUGGUGACCAGUGGCAAAGGCAGUUCUUAAAGACUUUGCUGGUUUAGUGGAAAGGUAAGGUGUCUAGACUGACUUUUGUUUAUUUUCGAGGUUUUGCUUGGCUGGGAAAGGGGAACUAGUCUGUUUGGCUUGGUUUGUUUGCUUCCUUUAUUGCCUUCCCCAGAGAACUGUAAAUCAAAAGAUGGUUUUUCAAGGAAAGAGCAAAAUAAACCACAUCAAUCUUUAUCUUA